ACCAUCAGUUGGCGUAUGAUAACAAUAAACAACCCUGGAACAAGAGAUACGCACCAACGGGACCUGCCGGCCGACUUCGACACGAACGUACCGAAAAUAUGAGCCGGGACAGCGGCAGACAGUUGGAGUAACGUCUCGUCAAGUGCCGUGCGAGUGUGGUCGCUCCUGGCACAAAGGAUUUUCGAGUUUUUUGUGUCAAGCCGAGGGGAGAACUAGAGUUACGGUCUUCCCCUUCCUUAGCCCCCUCUAGCUAGCUGUGGCUCAUUCCUUGUUUUUGCUCACUUUGUGUUAGUCUGUUAUGCAGUUGCCAGAGGACUGUACUCGCACUCGUUCUCCUCCGCCACCUCUUCGCUCCCUCUCCCCGCUCUCUCUGGCCCUAUGUCUCGCUGGCUGUUUCCCUGGUCAGGCUCAAUCAAGAAACGGGCCUGUCGGUACCUCUUACAGCACUACCUCGGUCACUUUUUGCAGGAACGCCUGAGCCUGGACCAGCUGGGCUUGGACCUGUACAACGGCAGCGGUGUCAUCAAAGAAAUCAACCUCGAUGUCUGGGCGGUCAAUGAGCUUUUGGAGUCUCUUGGAGCUCCCCUGGAGAUAGUGGAUGGCUUUGUGAGCAGCAUAGCGGUGACCAUCCCCUGGCAAGCUCUCCUGACUGAUCACUGCACCUUAGAAGUUUCUGGUCUCCAGAUAACAUGUCGACCCAAGUAUCGCACCAGUGGGGGUUGGGACUCCCAGGGCUGGUCUUCAAGCAUGACCUCCAGCAUGCAGCUGGCUCAGGAGUGCCUGAAGGACCCCCCAGAGGCAUCCGAAGAGCCGCCUGCCCAGUUGGAAGGGCUUGAGAUGUUUGCACAAACUAUUGAGACGGUCCUUCGUCGUAUUAAAGUCACCUUCAUAGACACUAUCGUUCGCAUCGAGCACCAUCCCCUGGACCUGGAAACAGGCGUUGCCUUAGAGGUGCACAUCAAACGGUUGGAGUACUUUGACGAGGCGGUGCGAGAUCCAGCCAGCCAGACUGCCGUGCCUGUCGACAUCCACCAGCCGCCUGCCUUCCUGCACAAGAUCCUCCAGCUGAGCGCCGUUCAGCUGUUCUACGACAGCACCGGCACAGAACAGGGUCCUCCUGAGGAGGAAUGCCCAGAAUCCACCACAGCAAGUGAAGGAGAAGAAGAGGAGGAGGAGGAGGAGGAAGGAGAAGACGAUGAGGAUGAAGAGGAGGAGGAAGAAGAGUCAAAGCCCCGGACAUCUGCUUCAUGUCCUCCAUCCCAGCCACUGCUCAUAGGAAGCUGCUCCGGUUUCAUCGAGACCACAGUGAAGAUCAAACAGAACGACAUGCUGCCCGGACCAAAGUUGGAGUUGGAUGGGAAGGUGGGCUGCGUCCACAUGCUGCUGUCUCCAGAUCAAAUAACACACCUGACAGACCUGCUCGCAGCCCUCUGCAUCGACAUUGAGCCAGAGACUAAGUGUGGUGGGGUGCACAGUCGUCCGUUGGACUCAGACGACCUGCGUAUGAUUGAAGAGGACCUCAGUAAGCAGUUGGGGUCCAGUCCCAGAGACAGGGAGUGGGAGGAGCCGAGCCUGGAGCCCUACAUCACCGGCCUGGAGAACGGAGAAAUGUUCUUCUCCAUGGGUCCUGGGGGAGGGAUGACCAGUAGCGUGACGUCUAUGCGCUCUGGCAGCGAGCUGUCAGAUAGUGACAUGGAGUCUUCUACACACAGUCUAGCCAGCUUCACACAGCCUGCACAGGGCAUGGUGAACUGUUCCAGGAGAUAUCCUGUAGCAGGCUGUCUGUCAAGUCUUCCCCAGGCAAGCAUCCGGACCAGAGGUCGCUCACACAGCGGCCAGGCAGAGCAGCUUAAGCCCGAUGCGUUGUUGCGACUGACCCUCGGCGGCCUCACCCUAACUCUGCUGCAGGAGGACCCGCCCUCUAGGCCUGACGGAGCCUCAUCAUUGGCUCAGGUGUCUCAGGUGUUCUUCCGAGAGCUGGCCUUCUUCAAAGACAGCAUGUUCAGCGAGAGAGACUUUCACCACCUGAGAGGCGGCUUUGCCAAGGCCUGUCCACUCUCUCAUCUCAGAGUGACUGGAGCAGCUGUGCAGGUUGCUUGUGAGAUGCGAAGCGGGAUGCGCAACAGUCGGGCGGUGACCUCUGACCUUUCCUUCAGCAGACUGGAGCUGUUAGAGUGCCUCUGGGAGGACGGAAAGCCUCAGUACAGCGAGUUGCUUCAGUUCCAGAAAGCUGGUUUGUUCACAGUUGGAGCUGCAGCCAGACCGUGUGCCCAGCUACACUAUGGCCUCACUGAAAAACACCUACGUAGGGGUAAACAGCGGGUGUUGCGGCGGGAAAGUGUCGUGCGGGUGGAGCUGGCGGAGCUGAGCGCUGAGCUGGACCUGGACGUCAUCAGCCGGCUGGGAAGUCUGAGCAAAGCCUUCAGCUACUGUCCCACACAGACCACUGGACCUGGACUCGUGCAGACUCAGAGCACUGAGCUGUGCUCCUCCUUCACCCUCCUCUCCCCCCACGCCGUCCUCAAGCUUCGCUUCCCCAUACCAGACCUGCGGCCUCUCCCUAAGCGCCGGCCUCCGACCCAGAGAGCGGUGCGGCAGGAGACCCUGGUGCUGGAGCUGAUGGAGCUGGAGCUGAAGCAUCAGGAGGCCCCCGACCUCCAGAGCGAGCAGACGGCCCCUGGACAGCCGUGGGCUCCCUGCCUUACCCAGCUGCUGGAGGCCUCCUUCACUGACCUGCACGGGUCAUACGAGGGCUGGGAGGGCGGCUCUUUCCCCUGUAUCCGACUGAAGAAGAACCGUGACUCUCUGCCCAGGAUAUCGGUGCGUGUGCGUGGAGGCGAAGCUCAGGGCCCGGCAGCAGGUCUGGAUGGGAUGAACCUGGGCCUCGUCAGGGACCUUGGGGCCGCCUUCUUUGAAAGUCACUGUGAAUUCAACGACAAAACCAGCUCUCCAUUCUCCUCCAACCGCACCAUGUUUGAAACGGAGGAGAUGGUGAUUCCAGCCGACCCAGAGGAAAUGAGUCAGUUUCAGACGCAGUGUGUUGCUCAGUGUCAGUGUGCUGUGGACAUCAGCCUGCCGCUGGCCUACAUCCUGCUGCCCAGCAAACAGGCCUUCCAGAGCAUCUACAACAGGAUCAAUAAUGAUCUGUUGAUGUGGGAGCCUCCUUCUCCUUCAGCAAAAAGCCCCGACCACAGCCGCCAGCACCACGACGAAUUCCAGCUGUGCAAGUCGGCCUUUAGACUUGACUCUGAUUCAGAAGAGGACGAGCCUCACUUCUACUUGGCCAGUGAAUCAGAUGGAAGGUCUCAAAAGUCAGCUUCCCGGCCCAACCACAACCUCAGCCUCCUGUCCCUCACUGUGAUCAUCGGCAAAGGUCGCCUCCAGGCCAGAACAGACAGGAAGGAGGACCAGAGUCAUGGGGAAAUUGCGCUCGACCUGGAAGGGGGGAAGAUAUUCAGUGUGGCGCAGCACCAGAACGAUCCCAAUCUCAAUUUCCUGUGCCUGGAGAGCAGACGAGUGGAGCUCUACCAUCGAGCUGUGGUGAAAGACUCCCCCAUCCCACAGCGGCUGGAGAUGCCCAACUUCACUCCCCCAAAGCACUUGGACCCCACCAUCUACCCCACAGAGGUGGGUGUGAGCAGUGUGAGCGGCAGGGAAGGAGAGCCACAGAUGUUGUCCACAGCCAUCAAAGUCACACUGGACCCUGAGAGGAGUGUCAAGGAGUUCCUGGUCGCCCUCCGACUUCAAGGUGCCACCAUGCGACAUUACAUGACGCAGACCAAUCACAGCUGGCACGAGCAGCUGGUCGACUUCCUGGAUGUCAUCGACGAUCCCAUUCUGGGAUACACUGCACCUGCCGUCAUCACUGUCCUCCACACACACCUCGCUACCUGUGCCGUAGACUACAGACCUCUGUAUCUGCCACUGCGAGUAUUGUUCACAGCAGAGUCCUUCUCUCUGUCCAGUAACAUCAUUGUAGACACUGCCACCUUCCACCUCAGAUUCAUCCUGGAUGACUCUGCUCUCUACCUCUCUGACAAAUGUGAGACUGACACCGUGGACUUGAGGAGAGACUACGUGUGUGUUCUGGACAUUGACCUUCUGGAGCUCGCCAUCACCACGUGGAAAGGCAGCAAUACGGGCAAACUGUCUCAGCCUCUCUUUGAGCUCCGUUGCUCCAACAAUGUGGUUCACCUUCAUACCUGUGCUGACUCCUGCGCUGCCCUGGUCAACAUGCUGCAGUACCUGGUCUCCCAGGGUGACCUGCACCCUCCACCACGUCACGCCUCGCCCACUGAAAUCGCUGGCCAGAAACUACCACUGUCAGAAAGUCCUGCGUCUGUGCUGCCCUGCCCUCCAGCUGAAACCGCUGAGAUCAACCAGUACGACCUGGCUGAUGCCUUAAUCGACACGGAGAAGAGCCACAGAGAAGAGAGCUUGGAUCCAGGUUCACCCUCCAUGCCCAGAGGCUCUCCUGUCUCCGUGUACCUGUUUCCUGGUGAAGCCCCGAAGCACAGACCCGUCGUCCUGCAGGACGAGGACUCUGAGGUCGACGGACUGGUUGCCACAGCAACAGAGGCAGAGGCAGACAUGAUGUCAGACGAGGGCUCUGAGGGCUCCACCGACAACGACGACUUUUGCAUCUUGGAGGCUCCCGGCAUGGGCAUUCCUCCCAGGGACGGGGAGCCCGUGGUGACGGUGUUGACCCAGGGGCCCAUCAGGGUGAAGGACAGUCACUUCUCCAGACCUCGAGGCAGCUCAGAUCUCCUGCGAGCCCCGAGCCGCUUCCCGGUGCCUCAGAGCAGGGUGGUGCUGCGGGAGAUCUCUGUGGUCUGGCAUCUCUAUGGGGGCAAGGACUUCGGUGGCAAACCCAUGUCCAUACAUGCCCAGCAUGCAAACAGAGGUCGUCCAGCUCCUGCUGGUGUCCGAGGGUCUCCGUCUCGCUCCGUCACUUCCUCUCGUCCCCAGAACUCCUGGCGCUGGGCUGGAGGCAGCGGCCGUGAGCACACACUGCUGAUGGAGAUCCAGCUCACCAAGGUGUCCUUCCAGCACGAGUCCUACGCGGUGGCAGUGGCAGGACAGGACGGGGACGGGUCAAUGGCGCCCGGGGUCGGCGUCGGACCCGGUGGCGAGCAGCCGCUCUCCAGGCAGGUGUUCAUCGUCCAGGAGCUGGAGGUUCGAGAUCGACUGGCCUCCUCUCAAAUCAACAAAUUCCUCUACCUCUACACCAGCGAGAGUAUGCCCCGCAGAGCCCACUCCAACAUGCUGACGGUGAAGGCCCUGCAGGUGUGUCCAGAGUCUGGCCUUGGUGGUCCAGAGUGCUGUCUUAGGAUCAGCCUGCUGCCGCUGCGGCUAAACAUCGACCAGGACGCACUGUUUUUCCUUAAGGACUUUUUCAGUAAUCUAGCUUCCUAUGUUAACCCUUACCUGCCUGUGGACCCUGCCACUGAAGUGAAGGCAGACCCUUCCCAGAAGGCGUCUGAGGAGGCGGAGUCCGCUGCUGGUCUGGGACCUGAUCUCACCGCUUCUGUUGAAACUACCUACAGCGAGCAGAGCUCCUCCUCUGCCGGCUCCACCUCCUCCUCCGACCAGCCAAUUUACUUCCGGGAGUUUCGUUUCACCUCUGAAGUGCCUAUCUGGCUGGACUAUCAGGGCAAACAUGUCGUCAUUGAACAGGGAACGUUUGCAGGGAUUCUGAUCGGUCUGGCCCAGCUCAACUGUUCUGAGCUGAAGCUGAAGCGGCUCUGCUGCAGACAUGGGCUCCUCGGUGUGGACAAAGUGAUCCAGUACGCCGUCACAGAGUGGCUGACAGACAUCAGGAAGAAUCAGCUGCCGGGCAUCCUGGGAGGUGUCGGGCCCAUGCACUCGGUUGUCCAGCUGUUCCACGGAGUGAGGGAUCUGUUCUGGCUGCCCAUAGAGCAGUACAGGAAGGAUGGGCGCAUUAUCCGAGGUCUCCAGAGAGGGGCAGCGUCCUUUGGCACCUCCACAGCAUCAGCUGCCCUGGAGCUCAGCAACAGGCUGGUGCAGGCCAUACAGGCCACAGCAGAGACUGUCUAUGACAUCCUGUCUCCAACUCCCCCCCUGAACCGCUUAGCCAUCACAGAAGGCCGGGCCCCCACCAGCCGGCCCCGCAGGGCUGCUCAGCCCGCAGACCUCCGAGAGGGCGUGGCCAAGGCCUACGACACCGUCAGAGAGGGAGUGAUUGACACGGCUCAGACCUUGUGCGAUGUAGCAUCUCGCGGCCACGAACAGAAGGGUCUGCCCGGCGCUGUGGGCGGCGUCCUGCGGCAGAUCCCGCCCACCGUGGUCCGACCUUUAAUAGUGGCCUCUGAAGCCACAUCCAAUCUUCUUGGUGGCAUGCGGAACCAGAUCAAACCAGACGCCCGGAAGGAGGAUUUCCUCAAGUGGCGCACGGAGGAAGGCCAAGAAUGAUGCCGGCUUUUUUGUUUUGUUUUGUUUUGUUUUGUCUGUGUGAGAGAGAAAGUGUGUGUGUGUGUGUGUGUGUGUGUUUGUGUUUGUGUGAGAUCAUGAUUCGGGAAAGUCUCAGCUAAGGGAGCGAAUGUUUAUUUGCAUGUGUGUACGGACUAAUGAGAGUCAGUGUGUGCUCCAAUGCAAAAACAAAGCAAUGACUAACGACUACUGCAGUUAGAUGUGGCUCCAUCAUUCAUGGACUGAACCAGAUUUAGUCAUUCUGUGCUCUCCUCAUAUAUCCUUUCCUCAGUAAUACACUAUUCUGCAGAUUCUCCUUAAUGUCUGUUCUAACAUAUCAUCGUCAAUCUCAACUUUCUUCAUCAAUCUGACCACUGGCAGGUGGGAUAAUCACUUUCAAGUUGUCCUUGUUCACAGAUUGUGGGCACUUCAUGUACUCUGAAUUGAGCUGCUUGAAACUGUUUGUAUUCUAAUUUAAAGAUUUCUGGCACAAUUUUACCAAUUUUUCCAAGGUAAGGCACGGACAAAAAGAGAAAUGAUUAAUAGUUCAAGUGUUAUUUUGAGACCAAUGUGUUUCAGCUUUUGUCGACUAUUUCACGAAACUUUGAAGUCGGUGAACUUCUGGCAGAAAUCCUCGCUGUUUGUCUUCUUGUUCACUAGCUGUGAAGAGCAUCACUACAAAGGGUUUCCAGCUGAUUAAUUAAGAAAUCGGUUCACUCUUUUUCAGAUGCAAUGUGUGAUAAAGCGCUUCAGUCUACUUGGUGUCCAUUGGGGCUAACAGUGGAGACAGUGAGAACAUUUUUAACGAAGUGUCCUUUGCUAACACCUUCCAGAUGUUGGCAGAAGGUUUUAACCCCACAACACAACGUCUUUCUCGCAGCUUCGGUCCCUCCAUGCACCUGCUUCUCUCAGUGCUGUUAUUCGUGCCAUAAACCUUGCAGAGUGCCCUUUUUAAGUAGUUUUGUUUUGCCUUCCUCGACCUUGCCCCCGCUCUACUACAAGUAUAACACACACUGGCUGGUACUGAUACACACUUGACUGACGGACAUGUUUCCUGACUGAACAGAGACAGUGAACCUAAACUCUGUAGCACAUUUGAUUCUGUCCAAGCUUCACAAAGUGAAGUUGGACUAGUCAUCUGAAACUCGUGGUAAACUGUCCAGAUGUCAGCCAGUGGUUCUUCAGAACUGCUUCGUCCACUUCUUUAGUUGCCUUCCUGCAUUGUUUUUUUUAUGUUUCUUUACUUGUUUUUUUUUUAUUUUGACAAAACAUAAGUAUUGUCAUACUCGUUUUCAAAGUAAGAGUUAAGAGGAUGUGAAUCUGGUGACAGUGGAGGAUGAAAAAUCUAGGGUUUUGUGGUUUAAAAACGUUUUACAUUUUUAUCUUUUUUGUUUAAUGAGUGUAAGGGAUAUUUGUCCCUAUGUGCGAGCGUGUGUGAAUGUGUGCGUUUGUGUGUGUGAGUGACGGUGUGUUUGUGUGCGUGCAUGAUGCAUGUCUGUGAGGUUGAUGGGUAGAUGCUUGUUACUCCUCUUGUGUGUAAUUACUAUUUACUAUAUCAUAAACUGUAUGAAUGACCUGUAUAAUACAAAGACAAGGAGUAUACAAAAUUAAUACAAAAAAUAAAAAAUUUGAGUAUAAAAACUGAA
Messenger RNA from Acanthopagrus latus (yellowfin seabream), 8075 nucleotides. RefSeq names its product autophagy related 2A (gene atg2a). NCBI's taxonomy places the organism in Eukaryota, Metazoa, Chordata, Actinopteri, Spariformes, Sparidae. The record is from RefSeq and is a predicted model, not a curated record. Bases 379 to 6432 code for a protein of 2017 amino acids. The transcript is spliced from 42 exons. Gene Ontology annotation, molecular function: phosphatidylinositol-3-phosphate binding. Gene Ontology annotation, biological process: reticulophagy; piecemeal microautophagy of the nucleus; autophagy of mitochondrion. Gene Ontology annotation, cellular component: extrinsic component of membrane; phagophore assembly site.